UCCCGAUGUUCCUUGUGUGAUUUCACGUGUAGUUUAUAACACGCGAUCAUGGUUUAAAAUAUUGAAAUAUCAUUUGCAAUAGAUACAUAUAAUAUUUAUUUUAUCACAAUGUCCGUUCAUUAAGGUUUACAAAAAUUAUUAUAUGAUUACAUUUCAGUCAUUUUUUAUGACGAUCUACUCAGAGACUGAGGAACCAACAAAGGACGAUUUGGUUACUUAAACUACUUGUGUAAUUAUAAGUGAGGAUAAUACCAUGCGAAUGAAACCGGAUGUUUUGUAGGCCAUUUUGUAGGCAUGCGCAUUAUUGUACUAUAUCUUUUUUUUCGCUUCCCGUUGACGUCAGUUUUCCAUAUACUUGCAGAAAAAAGCGUUAUGCGAGCUUUUAAAACUUGUAUUUAAUUAUUUUCAACACAUAAAUACAUUUAUUCUUUGUUUUAUUUAUGAACUUUGUAAACCUUUUGUGAAACGUAACGUGGUGUGUGGUUGUAUGGUGAAUUUGUUCUGUUCAAUUCAUCGUAAGACUUGCAAGUUUACGAUACAAACAUGCAAGUGCAAGAGGCGGAAGGAGCUGAUGAUACAUAAAUGAGACACUUGUACAUAGGUUCACCAUGGAACAAUUCCAGUGGUUGCGAUGAAGAACGUCGUCCAACUCAAAAGGAGGGUAAAAAGUCGAAUAUAUUACCUCUAUGGGGAAAUGAAAGGACUAUGAAUUUAAAUCCACUAAUUUUAACCAACAUACAAUCGUCACAUUAUUUUAAAGUGAAUUUAUAUGAAUUAAAAACAUACCAUGAGGUUAUCGAUGAAAUUUACUAUAAGGUGUCUCAUUUGGAACCAUGGGAGAAAGGAAGCAGAAAAACAGCAGGCCAGACUGGCAUGUGCGGAGGUCGGUUCAUGCAGGUCCGAGGAGUUGGUGCUGGUGGAAUUGUCUCAACAGCUUAUUGUCUACUGUAUAAACUCUUCACCUUGAGAUUAACACGGAAACAAUUAAAUGGUCUUAUCAAUCACCUUGAUUCACCAUAUAUUCGGGCAUUAGGAUUUAUGUAUAUUAGAUAUACACAACCACCAGCAGAUCUAUUUAGUUGGUAUAGUGAUUACUUAGAAGAUGAAGAUGAGUUAGAUGUAAAAGCUGGUGGAGGACAAGUAAUGAAGAUGGGUGACAUUCUCAAACAAUUUCUUACUAAAUUAGAAUGGUUUUCAACGUUAUUUCCAAGAAUACCAGUGCCUAUACAAAAAGAACUCGAACAUCGAUUAGCAGAAAGGUUUCCACAACAAUCUAUGAAUGCCCGAAAUGCAAAACCACCUAUUACCCUAAAUAGUCAUGGAAAAUAUAGUAACAGCAGUAGUAGGAAAGAUAACGGCAAUCUCACCUCACGGAAUCAACCGCGGCAUAUACCAGAUAGCGAAGCUCAGUGGGGUGAGGCUGAAAGAACAAGUCACUGGCGAGCCAGAUCUGAUGAAGACCGCAAGGACAAAUACAGAGACCGAGAUCGUGAGCGAGAUCGUAUAAGAGAAAGAGAACGAGAACGUGCCCGUGAAAGAGAUCGAGAAAGGGAUCGACAUUGCAGACGAUCAAACAGCCGUGAUCGAAGUCGGAGACAAAGAGAACAUAGAAGUCGUAGCAGAGACAGAUCACAUAGAGAUAGAAGUAAAGAUCGUUAUCGUGAUAAAGAUCGUCAUAGGGACAGAAGAGGAUCACCCUAUGAUUAUGCAACAGAACUUGCUCGUGAAAGGGAAAGACAACGAAGAGAAUGAAAAUAUACACUGAAAUGUAUAUAUCGACAUAAAUGUUUGUACGAGUGUAACUAUAGAGAUGAAAACGAUUUAGAGCCGAGCCAUGCGAACACCACCGCGUUUUGAAUCGAUUACUUCAUUUGAAGUAAUAGCCUAAAUUUAAUUCGAUUAUAUUCACUAUGUAGUUUACAUGUUUUUAUAAAAUAAAUCCAAGAUUAUAA
Molecule: messenger RNA, 1952 nt
Organism: Bombus terrestris (buff-tailed bumblebee)
Lineage: Eukaryota; Metazoa; Arthropoda; Insecta; Hymenoptera; Apidae
Product: pre-mRNA-splicing factor 38B
Exons: 6
Coding region: 583-1752 (389 amino acids)
Cellular component (GO): precatalytic spliceosome
Source: RefSeq, a predicted model, not a curated record